This is a messenger RNA of Salvia splendens (bonfire salvia), 3791 nucleotides long. RefSeq names its product DUF21 domain-containing protein At4g14240. The transcript has 14 exons. Gene Ontology annotation, biological process: intracellular manganese ion homeostasis; magnesium ion homeostasis. Gene Ontology annotation, cellular component: cytoplasm. NCBI's taxonomy places the organism in Eukaryota, Viridiplantae, Streptophyta, Magnoliopsida, Lamiales, Lamiaceae. Bases 1775 to 3142 code for a protein of 455 amino acids. The record is from RefSeq and is a predicted model, not a curated record.
GCCAACUUUUGCACACCUUGUAACUGUAAACCAAUAAUUUUGUGCCCUAAAUUUCCAAGUAGUAAUUAUUAUGCGAUUGAAAGGCCCUUGAAAUCGAAAACCCCCAAUUUCACAAUCUCAAUAUCUGCUCCAACUAAAAUUCCCAACAUCAAAGCUCAAUGUAGCUCAAAUUUGAGCUCUUCCGUUGAAUCGGAAGAAGAGCAUCCCUCCAGUGUCGUAGUCUUCGUAAAAGGUACAGCUUGCUAUCAAACUCAUAAUUUUGAAGUACUUUGAUUUUGUAAUUGACAUUUUGUUUGUAAUAACAAUCUAGUUUCUUAAGAAUUUUUUUUCUUUUAGAACUGUUGUGAAAUGCUGUUUUAUUGGCAUAGAGAAUGGUAUUUACAAUGUGUGUGUGUGUGUGUGUUUUCUGCCUCUUAAUUAAAGUUGAAAUGCUUCCUAUACUCAUUUGUGAAUAUAAACUAAAAUAGUUAGACCGUUUAUUUCAUUUUUAGGAUGUAUUUUUGAAUCAGUAAUAGUAAUUAAUACACAUAUAUAGUACAUCCGUCGUUUGUAUGGUUUAUGUAACUGAAAGUUAAAUUUAUGGCUUGGAUUGUUGUUCUGAAUGUGUGAGAUUAUUUUAUGAUUCUGUUAAGAAAAGAGUCGGUCUUUUGCUUCUCUUGUGCUAUUUAUUAGGUAUGGAUACAAGCAUUGUUUGCACCAUCAUACAAUGUGUUGUUUGAUUUUGCAAUAAAAUUCGCAUUACAGUUGUUAUAUUACCUGAUCUCUUGAGUCGUGUGUUGUCCAAUUAUCGUUAUUCUUCUCUGUUCUGGUGGAUUGGACUCUCUGGUCGCAAUAAACAGGGCUAGCGCAAUCAACGGGGGAGGGAGGGCUGAAGGAAGCAUUUUCGCGAUAUGGACAAGUCAGUCGAGUCAAACUUGUACUCGAUAAGAAAACUAAGCAACCUCUCGGAUUUGCUUAUGUCUGGUUCGUGGGAGAGGAGAAUGCACAAGCAGCCAUUAAAGAGAUGAACGGGCAGGUAAACAUCGUCUGCCCUUGAUUCAUAAGAUCGUCACUUGUCAGAAGCAUUCUUGCUCACUUGGCUGAAUUCAUCCACUGUUCAGUUCUUCGAGGGACGAUUUAUACAUGUGGCCCUCGCAAAGCCCGGUUCCUGCAAAAUUCCUCAGAGGCCUAGCGUUUACAAAUUCUAGGUGGCCUAAUUGACCAAAUAAACGUUGUUGGUGCUGUGAAUUGAUUGUAUAUAGAUUAUGGUGUAGCAUUCUCUUUUUUUUCUUCUUUCACUUUUUUCUUUUUUCUUUUGCAGUUUAUAGAACUGUGGCAGAAAUUAACGAUCAUAUUGACAGAAACAUUUUUCCUAAAGCUAUAAAAAUCAGCUAGAUUUCGCUUCUAUAUAAGUAAAAACAAUAACUAGAGAUCAAAUAGAAAUAUAUCAAUCGAAAUCAGUAGAAUUAGUAUAUCUGGAUUAAUAAAUAAUGAAUCUAACAAGAAAUACAAUAAAUAAUAAAUAGAAAAUAAUAUCAAUCCAAAUGUUCGAAUUAGAUUAGUACGUAUAUGUGAAUAAAUAAAAUCAUGAAUAUAAUUUGAAAUAGAAUAAAUAAAAACCAGUACAUAGAAAAUAUAUCAACUAAAACUAUUUGAAUUAGAUUAGUAUAUGCACAUGAAUAAAAUAAUGACUAUAACCAUAAAUAGAAAAAGUAAAAUACAUUAAAUACGUAGAUUAGAAUGUGAUUAGUAUAAAUGAGGAGGCUUUGAAAGAGAGAACAAGGAAGAUUGAAGAAUGCAAUUAAUCAAUGGCGUGGCGCUGCUGAGAAUAUUGUAUACGAAAGCCGCGGCGGCCACCGUAUCGACGUCGACAGGUGUAGAAUUCGGCACGUUUCUGUGGUACAGCUACGCCGGAAUAUCAUGCUUCUUGGUAGUCUUCGCCGGAAUUUGUUCGGGCCUCACCUUGGCCCUCAUGCCCUUGGGACAAGUCGAGCUCGAGGUCCUCCGCCGCAGUGGCUCCCCAUCCGAGAAGAAACAGGCUGUUGCAAUACUUCCAGUGGUUCAGAAGCAGCACCAGCUUCUCGUGACAUUGCUUUUAUGUAAUGCUGUUGCAAUGGAGGCCCUUCCACUGUACUUGGAUAAGAUGUUCAAUCCAUUUGUUGCCAUUAUAAUGUCCGUGACUUUUGUUCUAAUUUUUGGGGAGGUUAUUCCUCAAGCCAUAUGUGCUAGAUAUGGGCUUGCUAUGGGUGCAAAUUUCAUUUGGCUCGUGCAAGUAAUGUUGGUUAUAUGCUAUCCUAUUUCUUACCCGAUUGGAAAGCUACUGGAUUGGGCGCUUGGACAUAGUGAGCCACUUUUCAGAAGAGAUCAGUUGAAGGCUUUUGUGUCUAUUCAUGGAGAGGAGGCGGGGAAAGGUGGCGAACUCACACAUGAUGAGACGACUAUUAUCAGUGGAGCACUAGAUUUAACCAAGAAGAUCGCUGAGGAGGCCAUGACGCCAAUCGAGUCUACAUUUUCUUUGGAUUUGGACUCAAACUUGGACUGGGAAGCUAUAAGUAGGAUCAUGGCUAGUGGCCAUAGUCGAAUUCCUGUCUAUCAUGGGAGGCCGAGGAACAUCAUUGGAGUUUUACUGGUAAAGAGUCUCCUCACAGUGAGACCAGAAACAGCUACACCAGUAAGCAAUGUUUCCAUUCGUAGAAUCCCUUGUGUUCCAGCAGAUAUGCCUCUAUAUGACAUACUGAACGAGUUUCAGAAAGGCAGCAGUCACAUGGCUGCUGUGGUAAAGUCGAAAGGAACUAGAACAAAGCCUUCGUUUGUUGAAGCUAGGAAUGAGAACUCAAACAUGGACUCAAGCUUGAUCAGUCCAUUGCUGUCAAAUAGAGUGGACAAGACAGAUAGUGUAGCUAUUGAUAUCUACCUGGACUCAACGCCGAGUGAAUCAGAAGAUGGUGAAGUUGUUGGCAUCAUCACUUUGGAAGAUGUAUUUGAAGAACUUCUGCAGGAGGAAAUUGUUGACGAGACUGAUGAAUUUGUUGAUGUGCACAAAAGAAUACGCGUGAUGGCAGCUGCUUCAUUGGUGCAAUCUCCAUCCUUUAGGAGGAUAGCUAUGCAGAAAGGAGUUUAUAAACCCGCGUCAACUUCCAGAAAAUCAAAUGAGUUCGGAUGAUCGAUGAAGAGAGAGGGCUGCUUGAGUUGAGUCCAUUUUGUUGGUAGAGAAAAUAGGUGUAUAUUCUAAUGUUUGGUACAUAACAACUCAAUAGGAAUAGUCUGAGCUCAGCUUCAUAAUUUGAAUCAAAUGGAGUUGGAUAAAUUGUUGAUUAUAUAUCAGCCGUAAGUAGAGAAACAGCUAGUUUAUCCAAUUCCAGCAACAAAUAAUUGACAUAGUUAUUCGUUUUGGUGGUAAUGUUUCAAUUAUUAUUUUCUACUUAAAAUCAUUCUAUUUAGAGCCAGAAGUAUAACAUUAUAGUACAUCUUAUUGAAAAUACAAAAUUUAGCUAAAUUAAUUUCCUAGUAGCUAGAAUAAUCCCAUUGUACCUUUACAUUAUAGCAUCACAUCCUCAGCAGAGAGACAAUUCCACGCUGAUGAUCUCCUUUUGUCAGUCCUCGAAGCUCACGGCUUCGAGCUUCAACCGUAUGAGAAUGACAGAGCACCUCCACAUGAUGUGGAGGCGCGUCCUCUGCUCUUGGAAGUAGCGCGAACACUUCUCCCAUACCCGGAGCUUCUGUCGAGCUAAGCCCAUUGAUUGCCGCACAACUAAGAUGAAGAUCAAUGUAGGCAAAAGAACAAAAAGUAGUCGUAUAUGAUUCUUGAAUUC